AUGGCUGACGAGAAGUUUGAAAAAUGGUGUCCAGGCAGCAUCACAGUCGAGGAGUUUGCCAAGGUCAUGUCCCAGAGCCCUGGUCAACCCCCGUCCGAGGAGGAAGUCAAGAAGAUCAUUCAAGAGGUAGAUCUCGACGGCGACGGCACCAUCAACUUUAAUGAGUUCAUUACAAUGAUGACCGGCCAGCCUUACCCACCUGCAGACGCCGCGGCCACAACAACUGCUGCGCCGACCGUGGAGGUCGAUGAUGCCGACGCAGAGGACGACAUUGUGAGCGGGUACCAAUGA
This is a messenger RNA of Pestalotiopsis fici W106-1, 291 nucleotides long. RefSeq lists its product as uncharacterized. The record is from RefSeq and is a predicted model, not a curated record. NCBI's taxonomy places the organism in Eukaryota, Fungi, Ascomycota, Sordariomycetes, Amphisphaeriales, Sporocadaceae. Gene Ontology annotation, molecular function: enzyme regulator activity; calcium ion binding. Bases 1 to 291 code for a protein of 96 amino acids. The transcript has a single exon.